Messenger RNA from Fusarium venenatum, 1188 nucleotides. RefSeq lists its product as uncharacterized. The record is from RefSeq and is a predicted model, not a curated record. Lineage: Eukaryota; Fungi; Ascomycota; Sordariomycetes; Hypocreales; Nectriaceae.
AUGCAAGGAUGCCUUCCUAUUCACGCCCUUCGUCGCCUUGGUCAUAAACGACUCAUCGACUAUCUGCCCAAACAUUCGCAGAGGCUAUAUAGCUUUCAGAGUCAUGAGCGUGUUAGUGUGCGAUGUGGCUCAUCUGGCCAUGUGAGCAUUGAUCUCAUAGACAUUGCUGAACAGCCAAACUCUCCCCUCUUCAUUUACCUACCCUCCUCUCCUUUUAACAACAGCCAACCAGCUUCAAUACCCAGAUUCCUUCAGGGCAAGCCGCUGGCCACCAUCAACUACAGAUGGAACUUCUUUGAUCGUGAUAACCUUGAUCAUAUCUGGCCAACGCCUAUCCACGACACCUCCUUCGCCUACAAGUGGCUAGUAGAGAAUCUCGCACCAGAAGGCAUCAAAAGGCGCGACAUCUACGUCUAUGGAUCUCACCUAGGAGCAAGCCUCGCCACGUCUCUAGCACUUACGGAAUCACAACCCCACAAGCCCUUUGGAGUGCGAGGCCUGGUGUCAUACAACGGCAUCUACAACUGGACCAUGUUCUUUCCCGACCAUCCAGUGAACACCCCCAGAGAAUUCGUCGGAAAUCCAAAAGCCCAUUACAAGCCUCCGGAGGGGGCGUACAUACACCACCUCCAACAAAUGUUGCCGACGCUCUUCAAGUCUACGGCAGAUACGUUUGACGUGUUUGCCAGCCCAUCCCUCUUUUUCCACAACCCAGGAAUAAAUGUACCUAUGUCUUACCACCUGACAGAAGCCGAGAGUCUCGCCAUCGAAAUAAUGACCAACCCAGAAGGCGAGGUAGACCCUCCCCUCCAAGCACCUCGUAGAUCGAGUCUGGUUUUCCCACCCCGCAAGUCAACCCUCAAGCUCCCCGAGACACUGCUGCUGUACGACCUGCUUCCCGUGUCGCCGCGAACCAACAAGCCCAGGUUUCAAUGGGGCAACAGCCUCGAGAAGCAGGCAAAGGAGCUGGCGGAGAUGAUGCAGUCCAGUAUCUACAAGGUCGAGCUCCCAGAGAGGGGUUUGUGGGAUGAUGAUAUUGCUUUUUGGGAGAAUGAGCAAGCUAAAAGGGUCAAUGUCGAACGAGCUGGAUCAGAGAGUCCGAUGAUGGAGAUGGGGGAGAAUGGGGAGCAGCUUGUUGAAGAAUGGUUGACGGAGAGAAUAGCACCAAAGAAUACUCAGGUAUCUUGA